AGAUAUAAAAGGUUGAUUGAACUGAUGCAAAUUGGAACCAACGUGGAUAUCCCAGCAAUUAGCGAUCCGGAUUCAUUAUGCAAAAUAUUCGUUAAAAGAAAAGACUUUAACCAGAUUACAGCAUAUCGUAUUUAUAGGAUUAACUUUUGCGAGGAGGCACAUCGAGUCAGUGAUGAGGACAAGGAGUUUAUAAAAAGUGCUUCAUCUAAAUCAUUUGGUGAAUCGGACCAAACGGCAUGCGAGGCGUUGAUUGAAACAGUGCAGGUUGACGCUAAUGUAAAUCCUGCACCGAUUAAUGAUCCCAAUAUAUUACGCGAAAGACUCCCAGGAACAAUCAAAGAUCCAAAUCGCCUCAAAGGAAUACACAUUUACAGAAUUAACUUUCGCGAGGCAGCGCAUCGGGUUGGCGAACAAAACGAUAACAUCAUAAACCGUGCUUCUACUCUGUCAUAUCGUCGAUCAGGCCGAGCAGUAAAAGCAAGGUUUAAAGACAUAGCAAGAAGAACAAAAAAUAUCUUAAAAGCUACGAUAUAA
Molecule: messenger RNA, 534 nt
Organism: Entrophospora candida
Lineage: Eukaryota; Fungi; Glomeromycota; Glomeromycetes; Entrophosporales; Entrophosporaceae
Source: the annotation of a GenBank genome assembly